AUGUCUCGACAAAGCAACGCAGCUCGUAAUCUGUCUUUGACAGAAGAGCUCGAGAGACUGGAACAAUCCAUCACCCUCACUCUCCAAGAAAUCGAUCACAACUUCAGCAAGUCGCAUCGCAUCGUGACUACAAGCAUCCUCCCCCUAGUCGAGCAGUAUGGAGAACAUUCGCGCGCUGUAUGGGAGGCAUCAAAGUUCUGGAAACAGUUCUUCGAGGCCUCGGCCAACGUUUCCCUCUCCGGCUACGAAGAGCUCGCGAACGAUGACGAGACGACCAAUGUUGAGGAGAGCACGGCCAUGAGGGAAGAUACCACCGCGGACUAUACCGCCCAACAUGAUGAUGACAUGACGGCCACGACCGGCGCCGAGCAUUCCACCUUCCACGCCGACGACUCGCUCCUCGAUGAUGCCGAGCUCUCGGGCAGCACCCCCCGACCCCCAGCGUCCAAGACCCGGACGCGAUUCUCCGAUAUGCAGUCGCCGUAUGAAACCAUGAAGCGAGAGAUGCAGGACGAGGAGGAUGAGACGACCGUGCUGCAAGAUAACGAGGACUCGACCGUCCUAUUCGCCCAGCACACCGCCAGACUUCCAGACAUGGCCAUGACGCCACGGAACAAGUUUGACGACGAUCAUACAAUCGAACAAUCGGCGCAAGCGAACAAGGAUCCCCUGCUCCAUCGCCUCCUCGACAAGAACUACCGCAUCCAGGCCACACCACACAAACCCGCCUAUCGUAUCUCCCCCCUCAAGAGCAACCAGCCCAAGAAGGAGACCCCCGCAUGGAAGGACGACUCUCCCGGCUCGUCCCCCGAGAUGGCAGUGCCCACCCUCCGCAGCGAGGCAUUCAUGUCGCCGUACAAGAGCAACGCCCGGCAGCGCCUCGCAGCAGCCACGCAGGGUCCCAGAACGCCUGGCGUCAGCGUGCAGACGCCGGCGACGGCGAGGAAGACGCGAGAUGUAUUUGCUGAAGAAAGUACUAUUGCUAGUGGAAAGAAGAAGUAUGAGAUUGACUGGGAGAGCGACGAGGAGGACGAGGAUAUUGAUCUUUACGCUGGCAUGAGUCCACCCAAGACGAUCCAGUUUGCCCUGCCUCCAUCUAAGCUUUUACAGACACCUGCACGAGAAGCCAGCCAGAGAAUUGUUGGCGAUAUUCUCCUCGAUGCCGGCGUUGAUCCAGACUCAUCCGAGUACAGCCCUACCAUGGUCAAGAUGAACGAGGAUAUUCUCAACGAUAGUUUCUAA
Fusarium keratoplasticum is the source of this 1242-nucleotide messenger RNA. Its product is annotated as DASH complex subunit ASK1. The record is from RefSeq and is a predicted model, not a curated record. Bases 1 to 1242 code for a protein of 413 amino acids. Gene Ontology annotation, cellular component: mitotic spindle; DASH complex; mitotic spindle pole body. NCBI's taxonomy places the organism in Eukaryota, Fungi, Ascomycota, Sordariomycetes, Hypocreales, Nectriaceae. Gene Ontology annotation, biological process: attachment of spindle microtubules to kinetochore. The transcript is spliced from 4 exons.